Leishmania braziliensis MHOM/BR/75/M2904 is the source of this 1035-nucleotide messenger RNA. RefSeq lists its product as hypothetical. The transcript has a single exon. The record is from RefSeq and is a predicted model, not a curated record. NCBI's taxonomy places the organism in Eukaryota, Euglenozoa, Kinetoplastea, Trypanosomatida, Trypanosomatidae. The coding region runs from base 1 to 1035 and encodes 344 amino acids.
AUGCGUGCGUGCGCGCUUUCUACAGGCGGGUCAUAUUUGCAUCACCCCAUCAUCACCAUGGACGUGCUUAACCUCAUCUCGUUAGUCGUCGACCUCCGUGACUACCCAGGAUACGCAACAUGCACGCGCGCCACUGAAUACCCUGGCCUCGCCCUAUGCGAGUACAGCGCGGCCACGGGCAUGCGCUACACGGUGCCACUGGGCUACGCGGCGUCAGUGGUGUACUUUUAUUUCUAUCACCGCCCACGCCUCUCUUUUGCUGACCGCUCGCUAACGAAGCUCCACCACUACUUCUACCCAAGCGCCGGCUACAGCGCACCCCUCGGCAUUAUUGGUGGUGUUCUGUACGGCGCGGGCGAGUGUGCGCAGGGGCUGACACCGGCGGCUCUGGAGGCCACCGCGGCGCGGGAAAAGGCGGCUGCUUUGAUGGCUGCGGAGCAGUACAGUCAACGGCACCGCGCGGCAAAGACGCGUCUGAAAGCGGAGCAGUCGUUUCUCUCCAAGGCACUUGUGUUGCUGCGACUGCGCGAGGACCCGGUGCAGGCAGAACUCGCGCGCAUGGGACUCGGAGAGGACAGCAUAGCAUGGGAGACUUUGCUCGUGCCGCAGGGGUAUCUCUGGACACAGUUGCACUCCACCGUACACGAUAUUGCUCGGUACCGCGGCUACGGGACCCCUGUUGUGGCUGGGGCUGCAGUCCUCACCUCAGCAGACGGGAGGGUUGGCGAACCUUCUGACGCUGCCCAUACGCCGUGCUCCUCGUCCUUCACUUUUUUGUCGCCUUCGAGAGCGUACUUUACGAAGCCACAAGUGGACGCUGUCGUGAGUCGGAUAGGGACGCUGCGCGUGUCACCGGAAGAUGAUCGCUGGAUGCGUUCGGCUGGUCGCUGUGGCGCCUACGGCGUUCUUGGCAUGCUGCUCACGUGGAACAGCGGCGGCGCUCUGUUUCGCGCGCAGAUGGGACUGGGUCUUGGCGUGACGAUUGGAGGUCUGGCGUCAGCGACGCGGCUGGAUCAAAUCUUCACGCACCUGUGA